Messenger RNA from Cylas formicarius (sweet potato weevil), 2477 nucleotides. Its product is annotated as lutropin-choriogonadotropic hormone receptor-like. The transcript is spliced from 17 exons. Gene Ontology annotation, molecular function: G protein-coupled receptor activity; protein-hormone receptor activity; protein binding. The record is from RefSeq and is a predicted model, not a curated record. Bases 108 to 2399 code for a protein of 763 amino acids. Gene Ontology annotation, biological process: G protein-coupled receptor signaling pathway. Gene Ontology annotation, cellular component: membrane. NCBI's taxonomy places the organism in Eukaryota, Metazoa, Arthropoda, Insecta, Coleoptera, Brentidae.
GGCGUCAUGCCGACGUGAAAGCUUUACUCGGGCGCGAAAGCUUUGAUUUCGAAAUUUGUCGAAGUAAAUGAGGAACCGUUAAAACAGUUUCUUUCGAAAGUGACAAGAUGGACGUGAUUACGUUAUUAAUAUAUAUUAUGUUAGAGUCGUUACAAAUAUGUUAUGGAGGAAAAAUGUUAUAUCAGCCAAUAUCAUCCGACCUAACGCAGCACUGCAUCUGCGAAGAUGUAAGCAUUGAAGAUCAUCUCUGUCAUUGCCAGGGUCAAGAUUUUAAUGAUAUACCACGAAACUUGCCGAAUAAUAUCAGUAUUUUAUCGGUCCAGAAUGCCGGCCUGGAAGUUCUGAAAAGCAAUUCUCUUGUAGAAUAUGCCGAUACGUUGCAUGAAUUGAACUUGGAAAACUUGGAACAAUUUUACCACAUCGAAACUGGCGUAUUCCAUAACCUGAAACAACUGCAAACUUUAUACAUCUACAUGGCUCCGAAACUGAGAAAAAUUCUGCCAGAGGUAUUUAAUGCAAGCUUACCAAAUUUGAAAGUGGUAAGAAUCGUCUACACAGGACUUGAACAUGUACCUGAUUUUAAUGGAUUGAACACCAACUCCGUUUUGCAUAUGAUAGAUUUGGAUCAUAAUGGCAUAAAGAAGAUAACAAAGGAAGAAAUAAGAAAUCUCGCUGUAAGUCAGUUAAUUUUGAGCUACAACGACCUGCGAGUAGUCGAGGCACAGGCCUUUUCAGGAUCGCAAGUUGCGUAUUUGAGCUUAAGAGGAAAUACAAAUUUAGAAUUUUUGCAUGGGAGGGCGUUCCACAAACUUCAAAAUUUGAGGCGUCUUGAUCUUUCCGGCACAGCUAUUACAGCUUUACCCACCGAUGGCCUCCAGGAGGUGGACGUACUUAAGAUAGAAGACACAUAUUCGCUGAAGAUAUUUCCAUCAGUUUUUAAUUUCAAGUAUAUCAAAGAAGCAUGGCUCACCUACCCCUACCACUGCUGUGCAUUCAAAUAUCCGGGCACUCACGAUCCGAAUGAAUUUAAAAAGCAAACUUCCGCCUUCAAGAAGUUACGAGACGAAUGCAACAAAAAUACAUCGAUUGUGAGUUGGAAAGUUUUAGAGUCCGAGUCACCACGACUUUACGUCGAAAAUAACGAAGUGUGGGGCGACGAAAUGGGAGUUUUCCAUAACGUCGCUAGGAAAGUUUCCGUAGAGCCCCAUUGCGAUAAUGAGGGGAUCAGAGAUUUCCAAGAGGUUCGAUGCAUUCCGAUACCAGACCCGUUUAAUCCCUGCGAAGAUCUCAUGGGAAACUGGGGUUUGCGAAUUCCGGUAUGGAUAAUAUCUCAUUCAGCAGUGAUCGGAAACCUUUUGGUGCUAGUGGUCAUCUGUACUUCGCACUUUCGCUUAACGGUUUCUAAAUUUUUAAUGUGCAAUUUGUCCAUUGCCGAUUUGUGUAUCGGCAUUCAUUUGAUGCUAUUGGCUGGUAUUGAUGCGCAUUCGAUGGGCGCCUAUUUUAAUUUUGCUAUUGAUUGGCAAGAAGGUUCUGGUUGCAAGAUAGCUGGUUUCUUGACAGUAUUUGGCAAUGUCCUUUCAGUAUUUACAUUAGCAGUAAUAACUGUUGAAAGAUGGUGUACCAUUACAUGGGCAGCUCAUUUAAAUAAACGGUUGAAGUUGCGUACGUGCAUAAAGCUGAUGUUAUUUGGAUGGAUUUGCGCAACUUUCAUGGCCGUCUUACCACUGACCGGAAUUAGCAACUAUUCCAGAACGAGCAUAUGUUUACCUUUGGAAAGCAAAAAUCGCAUCGACUCGAUUUAUUUAGGUGUUCUGCUCGCGUUCAAUUGUGCUGCGUUUACAUUGAUAUGUAUUUGUUAUGGUAGCAUGUACAGAACUAUAAUAGCAGCUAGCAGAACUGGACUAACAUCGUCGGUGAGGAACGAUCAGACGGUCGCCAAGAAGAUGGCCUUGCUAGUGUUCACGGAUUUCGCCUGUUGGUCACCUAUAGCUUUCUUCGGUACUACCGCUCUAUUGGGAUAUCCCCUGAUAACAGUAACCCAAACGAAAAUUUUGUUGGUUUUCAUUUAUCCUCUUAAUUCGUGUGCCAAUCCCUGUCUGUAUGCCCUAUUGACUCAGCAAUAUAGGAAGGAUUUUUUUCUGUUUCUGGGGAAGUUGGGAUUGUGCACAGAGCACGCCGAGUCAAAAAGAGGAGCAAUUAGAGGUAAACCAUUGCCCUAUACGGCACAAUUUAAAAAAAUCGGCGAGACAACCACAAGCAACAAAUCAAGCAGCGGCUUCAAUGCCAACAGAAGUUCCUUGAUCACUACAGUAACUACGUUAACGGUCGAAAUACCUUUACGAACGGCUUCUAUGAAAAACCCGGAAACUAUUGAUUACGUUAGUAGUGAAAAUUUGUAGAAAACUACUUUUGAACAGUUUGUGUUCGAAAAUGUGUUUUUUAGAAAUUAGAUGCAAAUAAAUCGUCUUUUAUUUUUA